AUGCAUCCAACGAAACUCACGCUGUCACCACAAACACAAACGCAUAAACAGAUCAAGGCACAAUCACGUUCGAUGCCACCUACAAAAGCACCUCUCACAAAACCGAGUGUGCCUCGUCCCACAACUACUCCACAGCGACCAAUAGGUCCUUUCGAGCAUAUACCUAGACAACAAAAUGGAAGGUACGAUGCUAUAGCAAUAAAAGUAAAGCUGAUGGAGUCCCUGGGAGAGAAAGCAACUAGGUACUGGGGGCAAUUGAAGAAGUAUCUGAUCGGAAAGUUAUCGAUAGGAGAGCUUCGUGAUGUGGCGACCAAUUUAUUGACAAAGGAGCAAAUGGAAUUGCACAACACACUCAUACUAGCAAUCAUCCACAAUGCUUCUCAGAAAGAACCGCCGCCGCCGGAUACCCAAGCAAAUGGCCCAUGGAAGAGGAAACAUGGGUUCGGAGAUGAUGAUGAUGACCGCAUGGCAUCCCAGUCAGAUGCCAAACGACGACGUCUAAAAAGACUAGUCAUGUCACUUCCUCGAGAGGAAAGGGAACGAAUCAAGAUGCUAAGGACUCAAGUAAAAGAAAGAUCAUAUCACGGCGCAUUUGCUCAGUCUCUUCCACAUCCGCCAAUUAGGCAGAAGCUGCCUGUAUUUGCUCUUCCCGAUUUUGUCCCUAUUCCUCCAAAACACGUCGACGAUAUGCGCCCACAGACAUGUCAAGAAAUGUUGGCGCUUCCAGAUGCGGAUGCAUUAAAACGACGGCUUAUACACAUUGCACAAGCAAACGGACUUGCAUCGAUUCAAGAUGAAUGCGUCCCUUUCAUGCGCUUUGCUCUUGAGUCGCAUCUAAAAAACAUUCUCGGCAAUGCUAUUCAGAAAGUACGAACGGGUGGGUCUCUAGGAAUAUCCACGGCAGACUUUCGUAUGAACAAGAAACUCCACGCCGCCGUUGCUGUAACGCAGAAAAAUACGUUAACAGCACAUGAUUUGGCGUUUUCAUUUGAAGUUUCACCACAUAUUCUGGUUGAACCAAGCGACGCCCGUGAGAGAUUAACGUCAGACGUCAAAUGUGGGAAUGCAAAGCUUGUCAGAUUGGAUUAUAGGAUUUUGAAUAUCACAAGAAACGUAUAUACAUAUCGAACAUUUUUCUCAUACGAGACAUUAUAG
Messenger RNA from Paraglomus brasilianum, 1155 nucleotides. Lineage: Eukaryota; Fungi; Glomeromycota; Glomeromycetes; Paraglomerales; Paraglomeraceae. The record is from the annotation of a GenBank genome assembly.